UCCUGCAGGAAGCAUCAGGAGGAAGCUCUGGACAUCGCCCUUGAUGACCCAGGUGCCAAUGCGGCGGCUACGAAAAUCCAAGCCGGGUUCCGCGGACACAUGACUAGGAAGAAGAUGAAGGGCAGUGAAAAAGACCUCAAACACAAAGAUGGCAAAGAGGGCAGCAGCGUAGAGGGGUCCAUAGAGAGCUAA
Molecule: messenger RNA, 192 nt
Organism: Staurois parvus
Lineage: Eukaryota; Metazoa; Chordata; Amphibia; Anura; Ranidae
Source: the annotation of a GenBank genome assembly